This is a messenger RNA of Gasterosteus aculeatus aculeatus (three-spined stickleback), 2345 nucleotides long. RefSeq names its product family with sequence similarity 110 member C (gene fam110c). The record is from RefSeq and is a predicted model, not a curated record. Lineage: Eukaryota; Metazoa; Chordata; Actinopteri; Perciformes; Gasterosteidae.
AUGAUCGCCGCUGCAGCGUCAGCUUUCACUGCUCUCACUUGGUAUCAGGUGUACUUUGAACAGCCUUGUGUUUGGUUAGAACUAGUCUUGCACAAGACGGGUGGGGUAGAGUGGUCUGUGUUUGUACAGACAAGGUGAAGUCUCCCGUUGUAAUACAUGCUCAGGCAAAGGAGGGGCGUGAAUGGAAUCUUUUCCUCGAGAAGAACGCACGCUUAAGGAUUACCCACUCUUUGCAAAUAGCUGAUUUGAAUGGUCAAACCACAAUGGAGGCAAUCAGUGGCACCACAAAAAUCCUGGAGAAGGGGCCUGAAUACCUCCGAAGGCAAAUGGAACUGGAGAGCGAGACGAAGGGACGCAUGAGUGCGGUGGAGAGGCUCGCUGCGACCAAACUCAAAUAUGUCAAAAGCAAGCUGGUGGUCAACUCCACUCAGGAGCCGUUCGUCAGCCUCGGCUCGGCCUCUGUGAGUAGCGCUGGAUCUUCAAACCUCAGCUCGAAGCGCGGUGAGAAUCUCUGCGUCGGGAGCAACUCGAGAGCGGCAACGCACGCUGCUCAAAUCGCCAGCUCGCCGGGGCAGGUGCGUCGGUCCAGCUCCAAAAAGCGACGGGACUCGCUGCUGUUUUACAGGCAGAAAUGCGAGUUGCUGACAACGUCGGCGAGCGACCGGAAACACCAUGUAAUACCCAAGCUGCUGCUGGGCUCCGUGCACAAAAGGGCGCCGUUACCUGGUUCAACAGAAAAGGAGUGUGAAGGUGAGUGCAACAAGGAGAAGGUCGUCCCACCUAUGGGGAACAGAAAGGAGGAGGAAUGGAGCAGCAGUGCAACGCAGCACAGAAAACAGGAGUACUGGGGUCAAAGGACAACGGGAUCUGUGAGAAAAUCUGGCCUCCUAACAGUUCCCGAGUAUGAAAAGAGGUCCGGCAAAGGGGUCGGUCGGUCUCACUCGGACAUCAGCUCCAGGUACUCCAAAAGCUUUGCAGACGUUGAUGUUUUUUUCAAGUACUGUGGGCUGGGCGGUGAGGUCAUUGAGUCUUUGGGGAAGGAGAACUUCUCGGCGCGCUCAGAUGAAAGUGUCAGCCCUUCCACGUCGGACAAUUGCUUCUCCAGGAACAGCGGGGAAAGCGACGGCCUGCUGGAAGACGAGUUACUUGAAAAGACGAGUCAGGGGACGUCGGUUAUUGAGCGCAACGCGAGGGUCAUCAAAUGGCUGUACAGCUGCAAAAAUGCUGUAGAAACUGGAAAGACGUUAAGAGACCUGCAUUGAGAUGCCGACCUCGACUGUUGAAGAGUUGAUAAUAACCCCUUGCUUUUUUCUGUGAUUUUGUUUAUCUUUGCCAUAAUAAUCGUUUCAUUGUGUCAUUUGGUUUCUGGGCAUACUGUGUGUGUGUGUGUGUGUGUGUGUGUGUGCGUGUGCCAAUUUCAGCAGAAACGUCUGGGAGGAAUGACACUACUUUAGAAACUUGCCUUAACGUUGUGUGUUACAUAAAUUGCACAGAAAGCCCCCCGUUACACACAGAAACAUGGCAGCUGUUAUGAUCUAAACAUGUUUAUCUGGAAAAUAUGUAUUUUCUUGUGGUUUACUUUAUUUAUCAAACUGUGCGAUCUUUACAGCACAGCUGCAACUUCAAGAUCCAACUUGCGUUAAAGAUCCAAAAUUCUGACACACAUGGAGACAAUAACUCUUUUUCUGAGGAUAAAAACAAUCAAAAGACCAUUAGUGGCCUAUAAAUGGUCUACAAAUACACUUUCAGGUUGCCUGGGCUAAAGAAAGAUUUGUCAUUUUCAACAGCACCACACAGGGGCAAACGUGUCAAUGGCAAACAGAGGAAACUGCACAUAAUGCUUUUAUAUUCAUAGUUGUAAAUGAUCUGCAAAACCAACAACAACUGAAACUCUGCUUCUCUCUGACUCCUCUCUCUCUCCACUCAGAAACAAUAUUUAUGUUUCGGCAUAUACUCAUUACUCAGCUGCACCCAUAUUUUAAACACGCCUUUCCCCUUUGCAGAAGCCUGGCGGACACAUUCGUAUCAAGACAAGUCAUGUCGUGCCCUCUCUCGUCCUUUGCUUCUUAGAAGUUGAUGAUUCCAUGAGAGAAACAGCUAUUUAACGUUGCAUUCGUGGUUCAACCUACAGGAAUGUACAGUACAAUGUAUAAUAAAUGUGCAAUGUGUAAUAAUUGACUGAAAAUACCCUGCUAGCAUUGCGUAUUAUUUCUUAUUAUAUUGGAAUUUGUAUUAUGUAAAAUGACUAUUACCACCCCAACCAGUGAGACUAUGGUUAUGCUGCUGCCUGUGUUUUACAGUUAAGUAUUUUGCUACACAAAUAAAGUUCAUAUUUUUCUUACAUA